Dermacentor andersoni is the source of this 2445-nucleotide messenger RNA. The record is from RefSeq and is a predicted model, not a curated record. NCBI's taxonomy places the organism in Eukaryota, Metazoa, Arthropoda, Arachnida, Ixodida, Ixodidae.
CCAACCACAGCAUCAGAUAUGGACACUAUGACAUUCUGAGCGCAACGUACUCAAUGGUUUAUGCCCCGUUACCACGUGCUACGCACGAAUUACCUUUAUCAGAAAAAAAAAUGUUCUAUAGCUGCCGAAGUUGAGGCUACUGUCCCAUGAAAAAUCCUAACAACCCUUCUGAUUAUUGGGAUGCAUGGACUCGGCUACCACUUUUAUUCGGGCGACAUUGAAGUACGCUCAGUGCGACCAUGCGAGGAGUAAGGAACUAAAGACUGAGAGAACACUAGUAAAAUAAAAGAAAAAGAGAACGAACAUCUGGCUACGUACCUUUUUAUUGCAAACAAUGCUAUUGCAUCCCCCAUGUGGUUGCAUCCACAAGCUCCAGCAUGAUGAACAUCAUUGUUGCGAGCCUUUAAAGAGUACCGACAUAAUAUCUCCAACUCGCCAUAUUUUGGGGUAAAUGAAGGCACAUACCCUGAAAGGAAUACUCGGAAACGUCAGCGCAAGCUGAAAAAAAAAAAAGAGUACUCGUUUCUAAGAGCGUGCUUCUGUUUCGGUAUCCAGUAGGUCGACGGGUCAUGACUAGUGUUCUAGAAACCUUCUAGAACACUAUAGCCACGACCUUAUUAUACACUGGCUCGCUCCGUUUAUGAUAUCGCAGCGGCUGCUACACUUGAGCGCAGGUAGAAAAGACAUGCAUCGUUAUUGUUCAUUCUUUUUUAAUGAAAAAUGCCCUUGUGACUAAGCUUAUUGCUUCGGGACGUCAGCAGAUUUUGUCUGUGUCAUGACGUCACGAUAUUAUCAAUGACCCCAGGUUGGGUAUUUUGAGACCAACGUACAACUUCAAGUACCAUCAUGUUGCAUGCUUUGUCAUUAUACAAACAAGACAAAGGACGAGAAAGAGAAAAGGAGGGGGGGACGAAGACAAGCGCUUACUUGCAACUUUCACUUCCAAAGUUGAACAAGGUAAAUCCGGGGGUCUUACGUGCCAUAAUCAUGAUUAUGGCAUGUAAACGCUGUACUCGGGGACACCGGAAUUUCGACCCCCUAUGGUUUUUUUUUUUUUAACGUGUGGCACUGUAUACGGCGACUUCCAAAGCUGGAAGUCAGCGCCUGUCUGCGCCCCCUCUCUUUUUCUUGGCGUCCUUUCUCUCGUUUCGUACUCUUUAACAAGAUGGAACACCAACUACAGCCUGGUCACAUACCUUGCUGCAGUUUACCUGUCAAAUUAAAGUAUCUUAUAAGUGCAUGCCAGCCUUCGUACUUGCAAAGUGACAUCCUUUUACCGUGACAAGCGCGUGGCAGAGAUUCUGCAACUUCAAUAGUACAAGUCAGUAUAUCGUUAUUCGGUGGGAACAGUGAACGCUUGCUAAGACCCACCGCGAAUCAAUCAAUCAAUCAAUCAAUCAAUCAAUCAAUCAAUCAAUCAAUCAAUCAAUCAAUCAAUCAAUCAAUCAAUCAAUCAAUCAAUCAAUCAAUCAAUCAAUCAAUAGUUUAUUAAUCCAAGAAGUUCUAGUGUGUGGCGGGGAAAAGCAGCUUCACUGCAGCGCGACUGAGCGCGGUCCCCUGUGAUACAAUUCGGCAGUGAGCAUCACUGGCCCAUGCGCAGUUAAGGUGACGUGAGACAAAUCUAGGCACUGCACGAGAAAUACUUUCUUUUUAUCCCUUUCUUUUUUCCCCACUGCUCUUUUGCGCCGCCCUACACAGGCCACCGUGGAUGUCUCCGAGCGACCCCGUGCCAUCGAUACACCGGCCAGAGAACGCGGAUGCCCAGCCUGCGGCCGAAUUAGAGCAGGGCACCAAGGCAGACGCCUCCGAGAAGCCGGAUGCAUCCAAGGUGAUGGCGGUGCAGGCGUUCCUGCAGGGCGGCGUCCUCUUUCUCAUGGCGAUGACCAACGAGGUGUUCCUGCUGGCGCCGGUCGGCUUCGGCCUGGGCGGCAUCAGCAGCGCGCUCGACCUGCUGCCCGUGCCGGUGCUGCAGCGCUACAUCGAACCGGACGCCGUGGAACGCCAGUUGGGAAUAUGCCGGGCCGCCUCGGGCAUCGGAUGCCUCCUCGGACCGGUGUUUGUCAUGGUGUUCCUGGACGGCGAGACGCAGUCCUACGCGAUCGUCUUCAUCUUGUCCGGGCUCUUCUCAAUUAUUGCCGGCACCCUCUGGCUCCCUGGUCUCAAGAAGGAGAUGGACGAGGCCAGAGACAGGAUGACCCUCCCGCCGUCUGCAUACCCAAGAAAUGAACCACCAGCAGCUGAACCAGCAGCGGCUGAACCAGGCGCUGCUGAACCAGGAGCGGCCGAACUAUCACCGCCGCUGCCCGGAGCGCUCGCACCGGCCGCGGGCGAACCGGUUUCGGGAGGACCUUUUGCCGCGCCCGACGCGGCAGAACCAGGCGCUUAAAUGCCAGCUGCGGAUCCGGCUUCGGCUUAGGAUGCGGCUCGACUCAUACCUGAUCGCUA